Molecule: messenger RNA, 246 nt
Organism: Ziziphus jujuba (common jujube)
Lineage: Eukaryota; Viridiplantae; Streptophyta; Magnoliopsida; Rosales; Rhamnaceae
Source: the annotation of a RefSeq genome assembly
AUGAAUCCACUGAUUUCUGCCGCUUCCGUUAUUGCUGCUGGAUUGGCUGUCGGGCUUGCUUCUAUUGGACCUGGGGUUGGGCAAGGUACUGCCGCGGGCCAAGCUGUGGAGGGGAUCGCCAGACAACCAGAAGCAGAGGGAAAAAUACGAGGUACUUUAUUGCUUAGUCUGGCUUUUAUGGAAGCUUUAACAAUUUAUGGACUGGUUGUGGCAUUAGCGCUUUUAUUUGCGAAUCCCUUUGUUUAA